Molecule: messenger RNA, 321 nt
Organism: Aspergillus campestris IBT 28561
Lineage: Eukaryota; Fungi; Ascomycota; Eurotiomycetes; Eurotiales; Aspergillaceae
Product: mating alpha-pheromone PpgA
Exons: 1
Coding region: 1-321 (106 amino acids)
Source: RefSeq, a predicted model, not a curated record
AUGAAGCUCGUUACUCUUGUCCUUGCCUCGCUUGCGGCCACCACCGUGCAGGGUGCCGCCAUGCAGAUUUGGUGCCACUUCCCGGGCCAAGGCUGCUACAUGCUCAAGCGUGCGGCCGAUGCCACCGGUGCUGUCAAGCGUUCUGCUGAAGCCUUGGCAGAGGCCAUGCCCGACCCUGAAGCUGUCAACACAUGGUGCCAUUUCCCCGGUCAAGGGUGCCAGAAGGCUAAGCGAGCUGCCGAGGCUAUCGGUGAAGUCAAGCGUUCUGCCGAUGCCCUGGCCGAAGCCAUGGCGGCUCUUGAGGAGGAGGAUGAGCAAUAG